GGCGUCCAAAGUGCAAUUAAGCCUUGUACUAGCACUAGUACCUACUAAAAGACCUGCAGCCUUUGAAAUAUGCCGCUGAAAGGCAUUAAAGUAUUGGAAUUCGUUGGACUGGCGCCUGGUCCACUGUGUGGCAAAAUCCUAACCGAUUUUGGAGCCACCGUCACGCGCAUUGACAAGAUACUCGACAAUCCGUUGGAUGUACUGCAGCAUGGCAAGCGCACAAUGUGUGUCAAUGUGAAAGACCCAGCGGGACAGCAGCUGGUGCGUCGCCUGGCCAGGAAAUGCGAUGUUCUCAUCGAACCCUUUCGACCCGGCGUCAUGGAGAAACUUCAUUUGGGUCCCGCCGACUUGUGUGCAGAGAAUCCGCGCUUGAUUUAUGCUCGGCUGACGGGUUUUGGCCAGCAGGGACGCCUGGCGGCACGUGCUGGUCACGAUCUCAACUAUGCAGCCAUUUCGGGGGUGCUGUCCAUGCUGGGCCGCAGCCACGAGAAGCCCACGUCGCCGAUUAAUCUGUUGGCCGAUUUCGCGGGCGGCAGUGUGAUGUGUGCCCUGGGCAUUUGCCUGGCCCUGCUGGAGCGACACAAUUCCGGGCGUGGGCAGGUCGUGGAUGCCUCCAUGGUCGAAGGUGCUGCCUAUGUGGCCAGCUGGUUGUUCCUGUCCCGGGAUCUGCACAUUUGGGGAAAGCAGCGUGGCGACAACAUUCUCGAUGGCGGAGCUUACUUCUACGACACCUACGAAACGAAGGAUGGCCUCUACAUGUCUGUGGGCGCCCUGGAGCCGCAGUUCUUCGAGCUGCUCAGGCAGCGACUGCAGCUGCCAGAGGAUCUGUCGCAGUUCGGAGACGAGCAUCAAGAGCGUGGCAGGCGGCUGCUAACGGAAGCAUUCCUGACAAAAACCCAAGCAGAAUGGUCGCAGAUCUUCGAGGAUGUGGACGCUUGCGUUUAUCCCGUGCUGGACUAUCGAAAGGUUCACCAACACACACACAACAAAGAGCGGGAAUCCUUCGAGCUGCUCGGCGACGCAGUGGCGCCACGUCCCGCUCCACGAUUGAGUCGUACGCCUGGCCAGCUGCCCAAGGCGGAAAACACCAAACAGGCAGAACUGAUCGAGGAACUGGAGCUGAAACCCGCGGAACUGAAGAAAUUGUUGGAGUCGGGAGUGCUGACGUUACCAGAUCGGGCAAAGCUCUAGCCUGUUGAAAGCUCCAAAGUGCCGUUUAUUCCGUAUUUCCGUAUUU
Molecule: messenger RNA, 1237 nt
Organism: Drosophila subobscura
Lineage: Eukaryota; Metazoa; Arthropoda; Insecta; Diptera; Drosophilidae
Gene: Amacr
Product: alpha-methylacyl-CoA racemase
Exons: 2
Coding region: 70-1191 (373 amino acids)
Biological process (GO): bile acid metabolic process
Cellular component (GO): mitochondrion
Molecular function (GO): alpha-methylacyl-CoA racemase activity
Source: RefSeq, a predicted model, not a curated record